Macrosiphum euphorbiae (potato aphid) is the source of this 408-nucleotide messenger RNA. The record is from the annotation of a GenBank genome assembly. Lineage: Eukaryota; Metazoa; Arthropoda; Insecta; Hemiptera; Aphididae.
AUGGAAGCUUUCCUGAACAAAAAAUACAAGCUGAGCUCCAGCGAAAAGUUCGACGAGUACAUGAAAGCUUUGGGUGUUGGAAUGAUGACCCGCAAAUUGGGAAAUACCGUAUCUCCGGUGGUGGAGCUGACCAAAAGCGAUGACGGCAAACUCGUGCUGUCGUCGAACUCGACUUUCAAAAACUCGUCUAUCGCGUUCAAACUCAAUGAAGAAUUCGACGAGGAGACACCCGACGGCCGCAAAGUGAAGUCACUCAUCGUCCAGGACGGAAACAAGCUGGUGCACACCCAAAAAUGCGACAAGCACAACGACACCACGAUCGUUAGAGAAUUCGAGCCCGAACAAUUGAAAAUGGUCCUGACUGUCGAUGACAUCACUUGCACCAGGGUCUACAAACCAGUCCAAUAA